GGCCCUACUCAGUGGCGACGACGACCUGGCUAUCCUUGCAUCACGGCUGGCUCAUCGUCGAGUGCUCGCCGCCGUCUUCUCGAAUCCCGAGACCUAUUUCUAACUGAAGAAGAGGUGGUGCCCCUUUGGCUGGCGAUCACAUGCAACACUCACAGUCAGCGGUGGAUUUUUCCAACCUGCUGAACCCCGAAUCUACCACGAGCAACAGCGAGGGCAACCCAGCUUCGCCACGGAAACUGAACCAGGACGGAGACGUCGAGAUGGCUACCGUUACCGUGAUCCGGCCCAACGGACCCCUGCCCGGCGGCCAGCCCGCUGAGAACACUAACGAACUACCGCGCCCUUACAAGUGCCCCCUCUGUGAUAAGGCCUUCCACCGGCUGGAGCACCAGACCAGACACAUCAGGACGCAUACGGGCGAGAAGCCGCAUGCCUGCCAAUUCCCGGGCUGCAGCAAGAAGUUCUCGCGUUCUGACGAGCUCACCCGGCACUCGAGGAUACACAACAACCCCAACUCCAGGAGAGGGAACAAGGCUGGCCAAGCCGCGCACCACAGCCUGGGCCAUGCGUUGACGCCGGACUCGAUGAUGCCCCCUCCGUCGAACCCAAGAUCCAUCAAGUCGGCCCCGACCUCGACGUUAGUGUCGCCUAACGUGUCGCCGCCGCACUCGUACUCUACGUACGGCAUCCCGCAUCCGGGACCUCUUCACCAUUACGGCCGGAAUCUGAGCGGCAAUGUCUCGCUGCCCGGUCACAGCAUGGACAUCGGCAUGUUGGCUAAUGCCACGAACCAGCUGGAGCGGGACAGUAGCGGCCUGAUGGCUCACCAUCACUCGGCGCGAUCUCACCCAUACUACUCCAACAGCCUGCACAGCUCGCGCGGCCACCUCCCCUCACUCUCCGCCUACCACAUGUCUAGGUCUCAUUCCAACGAUGAGCACGACGACCACUACUCUCACGCUCUCCGCCACGCAAAGCGGUCCAGACCAAACUCGCCCAACUCUACUGCGCCCUCGUCACCAACCUUCUCCCACGAUUCCCUGUCCCCUACCCCAGACCACACGCCCCUCGCGACGCCCGCCCACUCGCCGCGCCUCCGGCCGUACGCUGGCGUCGAGUUGCCGACGUUGCGCAAUCUGACCCUGGGCCACACUCCGGCCUUGGCGCCGAUGGAACCGCAUCUGGAAGGCGCAGGUUACCAGCAGACCCCUCCGUCUAAUAAGGGCACUCGGACCAGCGGACUGUCCCUGACAGACAUCAUUAGCCGGCCCGAUGGUAGUAGGAAACUCCCCGUUCCUCAAGUACCCAAGGUCGCAGUUCACGAUCUCCUGUCCAAUGACGGAUACAACACCAGCGGCCGAAGCUCGGCAAGCGGCAGUUUGGCAGGCGGCGAUCUGAUGGACCGGAUGUGAGCUGAGGGGAAGAGUUCAGUCCACACCGUCACAUCAGCUACAACGCGAACGACGACUAUUAAUUAUAGAGGUUCCAAUAGACGAGAGGCGGCGUUUCUAUGGCGACUUCUCCAGAGCAAGCGGCCGCUAUCCCCCCUCCGCCUGUUGAAUGCAACUACCACCAGCCGUGGUGGUAUGGAAGCAACUAUGGAACAAAUGGGAUAGCUGGAUG
Durotheca rogersii is the source of this 1623-nucleotide messenger RNA. RefSeq lists its product as uncharacterized. NCBI's taxonomy places the organism in Eukaryota, Fungi, Ascomycota, Sordariomycetes, Xylariales, Xylariaceae. Gene Ontology annotation, molecular function: RNA polymerase II cis-regulatory region sequence-specific DNA binding. The transcript has a single exon. Gene Ontology annotation, cellular component: cytoplasm; nucleus. The record is from RefSeq and is a predicted model, not a curated record. The coding region runs from base 141 to 1412 and encodes 423 amino acids.